Aedes aegypti (yellow fever mosquito) is the source of this 3471-nucleotide messenger RNA. Its product is annotated as akirin. Gene Ontology annotation, biological process: positive regulation of innate immune response; positive regulation of transcription by RNA polymerase II. Gene Ontology annotation, molecular function: transcription coregulator activity. Gene Ontology annotation, cellular component: nucleus; chromatin. The record is from RefSeq and is a predicted model, not a curated record. The coding region runs from base 573 to 1169 and encodes 198 amino acids. The transcript has 5 exons. Lineage: Eukaryota; Metazoa; Arthropoda; Insecta; Diptera; Culicidae.
AUUUUCUUGGCGAGAUAUUCGCAUUUCCAAAAUCGUGCUUCACUCGAACGGAUCGUUCCGGAGUUUCGUGUGCGCGGUGCUUGCCUCUUUUGCUGCUCUUCCUCCAACCAAAGUAACCGUUGGCCAACAUCAUCAAAGUAGGCAGGACAGGACAGAAGAGAGCCAUCAGCAGACAGUCAGUCAUCGUGUGAGGUUCGUUCGCCGUGGUCGAUGUUUUGUCGGUGUUUGUGUGUUAUUUGGCUCAACCUCACUCUGAACUGAACUGAACGGCCAGCCAUCAGAAGAAGACCUGCCUUUUGCAGCCAUAUUUUUCUCGUCUCGCAUUAUAAAUUCCAAAGUGUAGACGCGUAGUAGACGGAAUCGAGUCGAGUUUCGGGGAAAUUCAAUCGCGAGUUCCUGAUCAAAGUGCAUUCAUUGUUUUAAGCAUAAAAAUUUGAAGUAAAUUUUGUGUUGAUUGACCAAUUUAGGUGGCGCUCCUGUAAAAUUGCAGUGCACUACAAGUUUUGUGUCCACAGUUUAAGAAACCCGUAAAGACUGUCAAACUCUCAAUCAAUCACUGCAAACAAGACAAAAUGGCCUGUGCAACGCUGAAACGGUCGCUGGACUGGGAAAGUCUUAAUCAACGGCCGACAAAACGCCGGAGGUGCCAUCCCUUUGGCAGUCCCAGCAGCAGUAACGCCCAAAACAGUCCAUCGUCAUCCGCUUCCGCUAUGGCCUCCUCAUCCUCAAACAGUGCAAUGCGUGUGAUGGAACCGAAACCUUCCCCAUUUGCUGAAGCCGUCUGCCCAAAAUUGACCCCAGAAAAAAUGGCACAGAACAUCACAGAGGAGAUCAAAAGACUACACCGCCGAAAGCAGCUCACGUUCAACACGGGCAACAUGGAACGAAUGCAGGAUUCAGAAUCCAGUGGGUCCGAGAUGGGCCCGGACAGCCCCCGCAGGCCGGAUAGUCCCCCAAGCAUGGUCAAACAUCCAGAAAAAGCACUGUUCACAUUCAAACAGGUACAAAUGAUCUGCGAGCGUAUGCUGAAAGAAAGGGAAGAUGCCUUACGGGAGCAGUAUGAUGCCGUUCUGACUAACAAACUAGCCGAACAGUACGAUGCAUUUGUCAAAUUCACAUACGACCAAAUACAGAGACGCUAUGAAGCGGCACCUAGUUACCUCUCUUAAUCUGUUAGUUAACUUAUGAAGCAAAGGAUAACAAAAAACCGUGAGAUGCGUUCAUCCACCCAACACAACAACAGCAACAACAACAACAAACAGACACAAACGUAUCCAUAAAUGUAUUUAAAUUGCCUGAUCUAACGCGUCAUACCUUAAACUGAGCUCUUCAUUUGUUCGCACUAAACUUCUUAUUACUUGUCUUUUGCUGCUGAUACGAUUUUAAGAGAAAGGGAAAGAGGUUAAGAAAGAAGAAACUUAUAAAACCCCAACAACAGGAAAUUGCUUUCCGAUGCCACACUUAGACUGUUAACUCUUAUUACUAAUAGCUGCGCAAUUUGCCAGGAGCGAUAGUUUACUGAAAUAUGGCAGAUGUGUACUAUUGAAUUGGAUUAUUUCUUUUUGUAAACUCAUUUUUGUGGAUUGAUUGUCUGAAAUAAAAGAAAGCUAUUUUCAUCUAAUUAACGCACUGGUAUAAUUAUUACCACGUACUUGACCCGGAUUUCGAGUCCCAGUAAUAGUGCCGUUACUGUCUUCUACAAGGUAUGUGUAUUCGACCUGCAGAAAAAUCUCUUCCUCGAAAGGGCACUUCCUAGUUCUAGAUCUAGAAAAUGCUGUCGUAGGAUCGGACCACGGUAGUCCACGUAUCAGCUGGUCGUUCGUUCUUUCAGUUUAUCAUACCUAGUUGUAGUUGCUCUCGUAGUGUUGUAGUAGAUGCUUGAGCCCCUUCUUUUUAGUAAAUUCUUCUCGUUUAUCUUAAGUGUUCUGUUUUACUGUUAGUGUCUUCUGCAACUAUUGCUAAUGAUAAUUGUUUCCGAAUUUCUUUUCUUUUUCGAGAUUUUGUUUUAUCUUAUUUUAUUUUUAGUCAAUUUUGUUGUUUAACCAAGAUAUAUUAGGCCUUUUUUCCUCGUACUGAAGUUCUAUUUGGGAGCUGAUCGAAUCCAAUUUCGAGAUGCGUUCUAGUGUGCGCCUCAAGGAAAGACAUGCGACAACCUAAGCAGGAGAUUAAGAAACUAGUAUAAAGAAAAGAAUAAAUAAUACAAUUAUCUCAUUGAGUAGGGAAUAACAAUAACAUGUACUAAUAAGCAGAUGAGAAGUGAAAACAAAUGCAUACAUAUAGGCGAUCAAAUAGACGACAGAACUAAGAAUAACACAUAGAGAACACACAACAUAUACAUUUAUACAUAUGAAACUAUAUUUAUAUACAUAUAGUCAGAAAUAUGGAAAAUAUGGGAUGAAGCAAAUGAUUGCAAGCAACUAAAAACCAUAAGAAAAACUAAUUGACGAAAUGAGUUUAGCAGGAGCAGAGUUCAUGUAAAGUUAAGUUUCUACACAUAAGAUAGGAUAUAGAACAAGACGAUGCAAGAUGGGAAAAUAAGUUUAACUAACCGUAAGGAUUCGUAAGUAUAUAUUAGUAUACAAACAAGAUUGAGCAGAAAAUUGAAUGAGAAAAACACAAAAAAUUAAGCUUAUACUAUAAACGGUAAGAUGAGGUUACUUCAUAAGCGUUUAUAUACAUAUGUUUUAUAUAAAACGAAUAAAAACAAACUGAUACAAAGGUAAACUUGCAGGCGCUAAUUAAUCGAACUACGAGCGCAACAAAGCAGAAUAAAAUAAAAUCAAACAUACAGUCCUGAUGUCAUUGCUAAAGUAAAAAAAAAACACGUGAGCACCACACGUCGUCUUUGUAGAGCAUCAUUCAAUAGUGCAUUAAAAUGCAAUAGCAACCAAGCAACAAAGCAGCAGCAUAUAAAUUAAAAACCUACCUACCUUAUAGCCAAAACCAGCAAACGCAGCAGCAGUAACAGCAGUAUGAAACUAAUCUUUCCCACAUACCCUUAAAGAACAAACCUGUACCGAACGAUUCGAUGUGUUAGAGAAAAAGCAAAAAAGGAAAUCAAUCCAAGAGCAAACUCCAUUACUCACCAAAGCAAACAAGCAGUAAGAAAGAAUACCUAGAUCGUAAUGGGCAAACGGAGAAGAGUAACGCACGUGUGCUCUGAUUGGCGAUCUUGGACAGGUGCAGCAACGCGUGAGAAUAUAAGGAGACAAGGGUGCAUUUUCGUAGCCGAGGAGGGAUAGAGAUGCAGACGAAAAAGGAAACUAGUAGCAGUAGAUGAGGCGGCACGACGUGACACGAUUUCGCAAACACGUCAUUGAUGUUGACGUCCUCGCCUAUAUGUCUAUCCUCGGAGAUGCUUGGCGAGUUUGGUGAGAUGAGAAGCAGAAUGUUGUCCGAAACAGGCAAGAAACAAAACAUGCGUAUAAAUAAAAGUGCAGUUUGCUAAGUCCGUAAAUUAAAGAUUGAAAA